AUGGUGGCGAUCAAGAAACGCGCGAUCUUGGUUGCGGCAGGAGCUGUGUCGUUUUCGCUCAAGACAUAUGCUCCCGAACAGCUGCUACACGGAUCCACCUGGCGAACAACAGUAGCGAUAUCCUUCGGUGUACUUGCCGUUCGAUUCGUUUGGUCCUGUCUCAUCUAUCCAUUCUUCUUCAGUCCUCUGCGUCACCUUCCGCAUCCCAAACAGACGUCGCUACUGUUUGGACAGUUUUGGAGAAUCAUCAAAGAGCCCACUGGCUUGCCUCAACGAGAAUGGAUGGACGAGAUUGAGAACGAUGGACUGAUCUACUACAGAAGUCUUUUCAACAUCGACAGAGUGAUGGUCACAAAUGCCAAGGCACUCAGCGAAGCAGUCACUUUGAAGAGUUAUGACCUGAUCAAGCCAAGGGCAUUGACCAAAGGUCUUGCACGUAUUCUCGGAUAUGGCAUUCUUUUGACCGAAGGCCACAUACACAAAAGCCAGCGUAAAAAGUUGACUCCGGCAUUCAGCUAUCGUCACGUCAAAGACUUGAUGCCAAUCUUUUGGGAGCAAUCUCGCAGUAUGGUUCUCGGCAUCGACAAGGAUAUUGCAAACAAGACGAGCGAAGAAAAACCCGAGAAUGUAGAAGAAGCUAGUCACGAAGUCAACGUUGAUGGUUGGACUUCUCGCGCCACUCUCGACAUCAUUGGUGUGGCAACCAUUGGACAAUCUUUUGAUGCCAUCGAAGAUCCCACCAGCAAGUUAUAUCAGACUUAUCAAACACUAUUCAAACAGGACUGGCAAACACAACUCGUUGGACUCCUGAAUGUUUUCUUACCAUUCUGGUUCAUCAGAUUGUUGCCGAUACCACGAAACUUCAAGGUCGAAAAGGCUCGCUUGUAUCUUAGCAAGAUCUGCUUUGAGAUGCUCGAAGAUAAGAGAGCGAAGAUCUCGGCUGCAAAAGAGAAAGACGCAUCGAACGAGACUGCGGGUGGUAUUGAUAUUCUAGGUGUCGCAAUGCACAGUGGCGGUUUUACCGAUCAGCAGAUCGUUGAUCAAUUGCUUACCUUCCUCGCUGCCGGCCACGAGACUACGGCUACUGCCAUGACAUGGGCUGUCUAUGUGUUAGGUAAGUUCCCUGACGUGCAGCGAAGGCUGCGCGAAGAGCUACGUGCCUCGGAUCUUCCGGAUGUUCGCGACACCAGUGCGCAGAUUACCGCCGAGCAGAUCGAGCAAGUGCCAUAUCUCCAUGCUGUGACCAACGAGGUUCUACGGUACUAUUCUCCUGUACCGAUGACCAUCCGUGUCGCGGCAAAAGAUGUUGUGCUCUGUGGCCAAAUGAUACCCGAGGGCACGACAGUCAUCACACCUUUGAUAGGCGCAAAUCACGACUCCAAGAUGUGGAGUGAGGAUCCCAAAGUAUUCAAUCCAGACAGAUGGAUGGGUCCCGGUAGGGCGAACACUGGAGGUGCUGAGAGCAACUACUCGAACAUGACAUUCUCUCACGGACCCAGAGGGUGUAUUGGAGCCGGUUUUGCCAAAGCCGAGUUUGCUUCCUUGCUCGCUGCUUGGGUCCUUGGAUUCGAGACCACGCUGGUCGACCCUGAUAUGAAGACCGAUGUGACUGGCGGCAUCAUCAGAAGGAUCAAAGGUGGCCUUCGUGUCAAGGUUGUUCAAACAUAG
Messenger RNA from Aureobasidium namibiae CBS 147.97, 1668 nucleotides. RefSeq names its product cytochrome P450. The transcript has 3 exons. Bases 1 to 1668 code for a protein of 555 amino acids. The record is from RefSeq and is a predicted model, not a curated record. Gene Ontology annotation, molecular function: monooxygenase activity; heme binding; iron ion binding. Lineage: Eukaryota; Fungi; Ascomycota; Dothideomycetes; Dothideales; Saccotheciaceae.